Messenger RNA from Neltuma alba, 1661 nucleotides. RefSeq names its product transcription factor MYB61-like. The transcript is spliced from 3 exons. Lineage: Eukaryota; Viridiplantae; Streptophyta; Magnoliopsida; Fabales; Fabaceae. Bases 109 to 1314 code for a protein of 401 amino acids. The record is from RefSeq and is a predicted model, not a curated record.
UUCCUAGAAUUCACAUAAAAAGUCCUUCCUUCCUGCUGCUGUAUCCACGUAGGUAUAAUAGUUAUACCGAGCAAGGACUCCCAAAAAGCACUGAAAAAGUCGCUGCACAUGGGAAGGCACUCUUGCUGUUACAAGCAAAAGCUAAGGAAAGGCCUCUGGUCACCAGAGGAAGACGAGAAGCUUCUCAAUUAUAUCACCAAGCAUGGCCAUGGAUGUUGGAGCUCUGUCCCCAAGCUAGCUGGCCUGCAGAGAUGUGGGAAGAGCUGCAGAUUGAGGUGGAUAAAUUAUCUGAGGCCUGAUUUGAAGAGAGGAGCAUUCUCCCAACAGGAAGAAAAUUUGAUUAUUGAGCUCCAUGCAGCACUAGGAAACAGGUGGUCUCAAAUUGCAGCUCAGUUACCGGGAAGAACAGACAACGAGAUAAAGAACCUAUGGAAUUCCUGCCUGAAAAAGAAGCUCAGGCAAAGAGGCAUUGACCCCAACACCCACAAACCUCUCUCCGAGGUAGAGAACCACAAAGAUAAGCCUUCCUCGGCCGACAGAACCAAUCAGAAAACCUCCGUAUUCAAUGAACAGACUUUGGCUCAUGAGUCAGCAAAACCAAAACCUCCACAACUAUACCCUCCUCUUCAAGUUUCAUCCCCUUCCAACUUCAACAAUAGCAACAAUAAUUCCCAUGAUCUAUUUCUUGAUAGGUCUUGUUCCGAUGUUGCGGGUUAUUUCUCUUUCCAACCCUUCAACAACUAUGCAACAAAUCCCGACACCAGUACUUCUCUUUGCUUCAUCCCCAGCUCUACCAGUUCCUCUCAGGCUAUGUCGGGCCUUAAUUCGGCUGUCAAUCCCACUAUUCCCCAUUCAAUAUUGCCUACAAAUGCAAAUUCCACUCUUGUCCUCCAAUCUGAUAACAAUCCCUCUGCUCAUAUUCAUGGUGUUCAGGCAUGGGAAGCCACUGCCUUUAAUAACAAUGGAGGCAAAAACAGUGGGAGCAAUAGUGAUAUACCAUUACAAAACAGCAAUAACUUCAUCGAGAACAACACUUUAACGUGGGAAAACGAUUCCCAUGUUAACGUGGCAUCCUUGCAAGCAGAACAAGAAGACAUAAAAUGGUCUGAGUAUCUUAAUACCCCGUAUUUUCUGGGCAAUCAAAUCUCUCAAUCUAUCUACAGUGAGGUUAAACCAGAAACGGGGUUCAUAACAGAUGAGGCGACUACUAGUUGGCACCAUAAUAGCCAGCAGCAUCCACAAGUUUUUCAAGCUUCAGAUGCAUAUACCAAGGAUAUGCAGAGAUUUUCAGUGGCUUUUGGACAAACGCUUUAGCUUCAGUUCAAUGAAACAGAAAGGUGCCGACAUUUUUAUUAUGUGCUGGGGUCAGAAAUGUGCCUUCUGCGUUCUGACCACAGGUGUGUGCUAUAAAAUUAAUUUUCUUUUUCUAUUUUUGAAAUUUGUAAAUGUGUUUGAUAGCAAAAGCUAGCUUCCAGCAUUAUGUCACAGUUUAAUAUUUGGGAUUGAUUCGAGGCUUCUUUCCGUCAUUUUGUUCGUCAAACAGAGAAGAACCACUGCAGAAUAAGACUUGUUCUAGGUCGUCUCUUGUUAUAUAUUCUUGAAUUUUCAUGGAUCUGUAGCGUAUAGGUUUUUUAUCUGUAUAAAAUUAACAUCAUUCUUUA